This is a messenger RNA of Aspergillus pseudonomiae, 1491 nucleotides long. RefSeq names its product mitochondrial carrier domain-containing protein. The record is from RefSeq and is a predicted model, not a curated record. Gene Ontology annotation, molecular function: S-adenosyl-L-methionine transmembrane transporter activity. The transcript is spliced from 3 exons. The coding region runs from base 227 to 1231 and encodes 334 amino acids. Gene Ontology annotation, cellular component: mitochondrial inner membrane. Lineage: Eukaryota; Fungi; Ascomycota; Eurotiomycetes; Eurotiales; Aspergillaceae.
CGGGACGGUUCCCGCGGAGCCCGGAGCUUAUCCAUACUACUGAAAAAAGCUUCGCUGCCUGGCAUCGAUUGAUUCGAUUCUCAUUUCCCCGACGUUGCUAUAGUCUAAUAUGGCAAUUGACUGUGCCCUGUCUUAGAGUGCAAGAACCUCCAAAGCCACAUAUGGUAAUGCCUGCCAACACGGGAACAAAUAAAAUCAACGAUUGAACAUCCUCACAGCUGCCAAUAUGUCCGCCGAGCCACUCAGUAUACUACUGGCAAGCACAGCCGCAUCCCUUUCACUAGAUCUAUUCAUCCACCCCUUGGAUACGAUCAAAACCCGCAUCCAGUCUCGCGAAUAUUCACAGUUCCUGAGAACCAACACUGGAACCAGCAUAUGGAGACACCCUGGGAUAUUCCGCGGCCUUUACCAAGGCAUCGCGAGCGUAACCGCUGCCUCGUUUCCCACAGCUGGUGCAUUCUUCAUCACAUACGAGUACGCACAGUCAGGACUCCAACUCAUACAUCGAAAGCUUGGAACGCAUGAUUCUAGCUCAGCUCAGGUCUUUUCCGGAUUUUGCGCAGCCUCCGUGGCGGAUCUUGCUGCUUGUGCAGUCUUUGCGCCGGCUGAUGCAUUGAAACACAACGCACAGAUGAUCCAAUCACACCAACCAGAUGCCUCACCACGUGCAGCUGGGGGAAAAAUAGGUGGGGUAGCCCAGAAAUCAACACAACUGGCUUUCAAGAAGUUUAUCAACCCUAGACAGCUUUGGAACGGAUACCCUGCUCUUGUAGCGCAUAGCUUGCCAGUGUCGGCGAUUCAGAUGCCGCUGUACGAGGCUCUUCGGUGUCGCAUUUCUGAAUAUAGAUUCGGAGUUCGAGAGGAGGGGUCAGGAAGACUAAGAGACUAUGGAAAGAAACAGGUCCAUUUGACAAUUGGAGAGGCCGCUUCGACAGCCGCGAUAAGUGCUGCAGUGUCAGGCAGUGUAGCCAGCGUCCUGACAGCACCCAUGGAUAUGGUCCGAACACGAAUCAUGCUCGAUGCUGCAGACACAACCGCGCCGCAGAAGAAAAGAAUGAUCAAUGCCGUACGGGAGAUUAUACGAACAGAUGGCCCAAGGGGCCUAUUCCGAGGGUGCGCUGUAAACACAUUCAUGGCAGCUGUCGGAUCAGGAUUGUACUUUGGUCUCUACGAAAGCACCAAAUGGUGGCUAAGCUCUGACUCGAUGGAAAAGCGUGUCAUGUUGGACUAGGAGGUGAUGGGAAAGCUUCUAUGUAAUUGUGAUUUGUUUGUACGAUAGUGGCCGACUGUACAUUAGUGAUACCCCACUCUUAAGAAAAUAAACUACUCUUCAGUAAGCACCUUCGGGGAGAGCCGAGUCUGUGCCUAUUGCCUUCGAACCAGCCUAAAGAACUGUGGGCGACUGUAAAAUACUCGACCAGAGUGGAUCCACUACUUAGUCCUUGUUUAAGCUGACUACAACCUAUACCGCAAGGGUUGGUUCAGAAAAUG